This is a messenger RNA of Entelurus aequoreus (snake pipefish), 9891 nucleotides long. Its product is annotated as sortilin-related receptor-like. Gene Ontology annotation, biological process: protein targeting to lysosome; post-Golgi vesicle-mediated transport; protein retention in Golgi apparatus. The record is from RefSeq and is a predicted model, not a curated record. The transcript has 48 exons. Bases 1 to 6705 code for a protein of 2234 amino acids. Lineage: Eukaryota; Metazoa; Chordata; Actinopteri; Syngnathiformes; Syngnathidae. Gene Ontology annotation, cellular component: membrane; Golgi apparatus. Gene Ontology annotation, molecular function: protein binding.
AUGGCGUUGCCACAAGCAGGCAGGAUGAUGUAUCCUCCGCAGUGUUCGCUGUACCUCAUUUUAUUCUGGCUUGGAGGAAUACAUUCGUCGACGCUUCACCUUCACCAUAGGGAGCGCGACGUACCGCCGCAACAAAAAGGAUAUUUUACCAUAGACGCAAAUAUGGAUUUAGCAGACGCGGAUCGAGGGGGCAACGCGGCUCCUGCGCUCCGACUGGCCGCUAUUGGUGCUGCUGAAGGCGGGUCGGACUACGGCGCCCCUCCGCCACAUCGAAGCCGCCGGAGCAGCAGUAAAUCCACCAUGCCGAAGGUGUACGGACAGGCCAGCCUGAAUGACUCUCAUAACCAGAUGGUUGUCCACUGGGCUGGAGAAAAGAGCAAUGUCAUUGUGGCAUUGGCCCGAGACAGCGCAGGAGCCCCAGGACCCAGAACCAGCUCGGUUUACAUGUCCUACAACUAUGGGUUCACCUUCACACUUGUCUCAGGGAAAUUCCAGCUGUCUGAGGCCAAGGCAAAGGAUGGUAGCGCUCAGAGCAUCUCUCAAUUUUACCACAGCCCCGCAGACAACAAGAGGUACCUCUUCACAGACUCCAUCAAUAAUUACCUGUGGAGCACCUUUGAUUUCUGCAAAAGUGUGCAAGGGUUCUCCCUCCCAUUCAAACCAACAGACAUGUUGCUUCACAGCACAAUACCCAACCUGGUCCUUGGCUAUGACAGUUCUCACCCAAACAAACAGCUGUGGAAGUCGGACGACUUUGGUGAGACAUGGGUGCUGAUCCAGGAGCAUGUGAAGACUUACUUUUGGGGUGUGGAGCCUUACGACACCCCCACUACUGUGCUGGUCCAGAGGCAUGAGCCCCAGGAUGUCUUCACUAUACUCAGCAGUACGGACUUCUUCCAGACUGAACAGAACCGGAAAGUGAUUCUGGAGCAGGUUGACAGCUUCCAGCUCAGGGACAAAUACAUUUUUGCCACCAUCACAAAGAAGCUGCUUGGUAGCCGUGAACCUUUAUCUGUUCAGCUCUGGGUCUCUUACGACCGCCAACCAAUGAAAGCUGCCCAAUUUAUGACCCGCCAUCCAAUCAUGGAGUACUACAUUGCUGAUGCUUCUGAGGAUCAAGUGUUUGUGUGUGUGAACCAUUCCAACAAUGUCACACACCUGUACAUCUCAGACACACAGGGUCUCUCCUUUUCACUGUCAUUGGAGAAUGUUCUGUAUUACAGUCCUGAAGGCUCUGGAAGUAACACACUCAUCAGAUACUUUGCUAAUGAGCCCUUUGCUGACCUGCAUCGCGUGGAGGGACUCAGAGGAGUCUUCAUCGCCACACUUAUUAACGGGUCCGUCAGUGAAAACAACAUGCGGUCGGUCAUCACUUUCGACAAAGGAGGGACGUGGGAAUUGCUUCAACCCCCCACGGCCGACAGUCUGGGAGGAACUGUAGACUGCCAGCUCAGCAAAGGUUGCUCUCUCCAUCUGGCCCAGCGCUGGAGCCAACUAUUAAACAUACAGCUGAGAAGGAUACCCAUUUUAUCUAAAGAGUCUUCACCCGGGCUCAUCAUGGCCACAGGUUCGAUUGGCAGGAACCUGGCCAACAAACCCAAUGUGUAUGUGUCGAGUAGCGCUGGAGCCCGAUGGAGAGAGACCCUGGCAGGCCCUCAUUUCUACACAUGGGGAGACCAUGGAGGUAUCCUUGUGGCUAUCGCUCAAGGUGGAGCCACAACACACCUCAAGUUUAGCACCAACGAGGGCGAGACCUGGACCGACUUUCAGUUUUCAGACAAAGAAGUGUACAUUUACCAGUUGCUGACUGAGCCUGGUGAGAAAAGCACCAUCUUCACCAUCUUUGGGGCCUACGCCCACCAAAAGCACAGCUGGCUCAUUCUGCAAGUCAACACCUCUGACGUUCUUGGUGUUCCUUGUUCUGAGGCUGACUACAAGCACUGGUCACCAUCAGAUGAACAUGGUAAUGAGUGUCUCUUGGGCAGAGAGAUAACGUUUAAAAGACGAACACCUCACGCCACAUGUUUCAAUGGCGAGGAUUUUGACCGGCCUGUCACCAUGUACAACUGCUCCUGCUCCCGCCAGGACUUUGAAUGUGACUACGGCUUUAAGCUGAGUGAAGACUUCUCUCUGCAAGUGUGUGUGCCUGAUCCCGAGUUCUCAGGUGACCUUUAUGCUUCUCCUGUACCGUGUCCUGUUGGAACCACAUACCGCCGCAGCAAAGGAUACAGAAAGGUACCAGGUGACAGUUGCAGUGGAGGAGAUGUGGAAGCCAGACUGGAGGGAGAGAUGCUACCGUGUCCAGUUGGAGAGAGUAAUGAGUUCAUACUGUAUGCUCUGAGGAACUCAAUCCAUCGCUAUGAGCUGGCCACUGGCAAUGACCAGGCCCUCCCACUGCUUGGUCUAAAGGAGGCUGUAGCUCUGGACUUCGACUAUGACAGGAACUGCAUCUACUGGGCUGACAUCUUGCUAAAUACCAUACAGCGUCUCUGUAUGAAUGGCAGUACCGGUCAAGAGAUUAUAGUUAAGGAAGACCUGAUGGAUGUAGAGGCCUUGGUGUUUGACCCCAUCAGCAGAUUGCUUUACUGGGUUGAUGCUGGGGAAAAGAAAAUUGAGGUUUCCAAUCCUGACGGGGACUGGCGCCACACCCUUCUUAAUGACUCCAUUCUGGAACAUCCACGAGCUCUUGUUUUACUGCCUGAAGAAGGUCUGAUGUUUUGGACCGACUGGGGAGACACAGCAGCAGGUAUUUACCGGAGCCACAUGGACGGAACCAAUGUUUCCUCCAUCGCGUCAGAAGGGGUCCGCUGGCCCAAUGGGAUCACAGCUGAUGAUCACUGGCUGUACUGGACUGAAGCCUUCAGUGACCGCAUCGAAAGGGCUGACUUCAAUGGGGGCCAGCGGACAAUUCAAAUUGAAGGCUUGCCACACCCUUAUGCAAUUGCCGUCUUCAAGAAUGACUUGUAUUGGGAUGACUGGUCCAGAAUGGGAAUUUUCAAAGCUCCUAAAACUGGUUCUACGAGUAAUGAGCUAAUUAUUGGCAGACUGACCGGUGUUAUGGACCUUAAGAUUUUUUAUAAUGGCAAGAACAAAGGUCAUAAUGCCUGUGCUGACCAGCCAUGCAGCCUGCUGUGCCUGCCUCAGCCUGGCCAUAGGCACACCUGCAUUUGCCCAGAAGGUUCCCCAACUACAACCACAUCCGACGGACAGCUGCAAUGCCAAUGUCCCACUCGAUACCAGCUCCAAAACACCACAUGUGUUAAGACUGAACUCAGCUGUUCUGCAAACCAGUACCGCUGCACAAAUGGCCGUUGCAUCAGCAAUAUCUGGAAAUGUGACAGCGACAACGAUUGCGGAGAUAUGAGUGAUGAACAGGAGUGUCCGACAACAACUUGUGACCCGUCCAACCAGUUUCGCUGCAUAUCGUCUGGUUCCUGUAUUCCCUUGGCCUUCUACUGUGACCACGAAGACGACUGUGGAGACAACAGUGAUGAAAAACACUGUGAGUCUCACAAGUGCGGUGAUGGGGAGUUUACAUGUGCACGGGGUGUUUGCAUCCGUGAGGCCUGGCGCUGUGAUGGAGACAAUGACUGUAGAGACUGGUCAGACGAGACUAACUGCACAGUCGGCCACCAUACAUGUGAAUCCAGUAGUUUCCAGUGCCACACAGGGCAUUGCAUACCACAGCGCUGGACGUGUGACGGUGACAAUGACUGCCAGGACAACUCAGAUGAAGACCCUCAUUACUGUGAAGGAACUCGAUGCAAAGGCUUCCUCUGCUCCAAUGACACAUGCCUGCCUGUCACUGCACACUGUAACGGCAUUCGGGACUGUUCAGACGGCGCUGACGAGGAAAAUUGUGACCCCUUAUGUACUCGCUACAUGGAGUUUGUAUGCAAGAACCGAGCCCAGUGUCUGUUUCCGUCCCUGGUAUGUGACGGUGUCAAACACUGUGAAGACGGGUCUGAUGAGGAUGCGGAAUAUGCCAGAUGUGCCACUCCAACAGAGUUUGGCAAUGUGUGUGACACAUACACCUUCCAGUGUGCCAAUGGAGUUUGUGUGAGCCUGGAGUGGAAAUGUGAUGGAAUGGACGACUGUGGUGACUACUCUGAUGAAGCCAACUGCGCUGCCCCUACUGAGGUCCCUGGCUGUUCCAGGUAUUUCCAGUUUGAGUGUAAAAAUGAACGCUGCAUUCCGACGUGGUGGAAGUGUGACGGAGAGAACGACUGUGGAGAUUGGUCUGACGAGUCCGAGUGUACAGGUGGAGAAAGUCCUCACACAGUGGCCCCUGCUCCUUCAAGCUGCGCCCCCAACCGCUUCCACUGUGGCACUGGAGCUUGUAUCAUCAACACAUGGGUGUGUGACGGUUAUGCGGACUGUCCCGAUGGCAGUGAUGAGCUGGGAUGUCCGACAGUCAAUGGCUCUGUGACACAGACUCCAGUUUUCACCAAGGCCCCCUCCUCCUCUGGUCGUUGCACUUUGGGUCAGUUUCUGUGUCGCCGUCCGCCUCGCUGUAUCCCUUCUUGGCAGCGCUGUGAUGGUCAGGUCCACUGUCAGGAUGGCUCUGAUGAAUACCAGUGCCCUACUCACAAGCCGCUGUUUUGCGAAAAUGGAACCCUCUGUGUUGAUGGGGAAGCCUGUCUGAUGGUCCAAGAUCGAUGUGACGGAUUUCUGGACUGUUCGGACCACAGCGAUGAGGACAACUGCACCCAGGAUACCUUGGCUUAUAAAGUCCAAAACCUUCGAUGGACUCCAGACUUCAUGGGUGCCAUUACUCUAACAUGGUCUCAUGCGAAAAAUGUUCCCCUGAACUCCUUCUAUUACAUGAUCAACUACAGGCUUGUAGGCACCCAGCAGUGGACCGUCUUGGACACUCACAGCAACAAGACCAGCUACAAACUAACUGCCCUGAGACCAGACACCACCUACCAAAUUAAGGUGCUCACAUUGUGCCUCAGCAAGCUGCACAAUACAAACGAAAUCAUCACAGUCAGGACGCCAGAGGGAUUGCCUGGACCUCCCAGGAACCUGCAGCUGUCUUGUGAUAACAGUAAGGACGGGACAGUGGAUCUUUCCUGGAGUCCUCCUGACAAAGGAAACGGCCUUGUUAGAGAGUAUAUUACUGAAUACGGCGAACAAACGGCGGUUGAGUGGACGUCACAGAGUAGUACCACCACCAACACGGAGGUGAAGGAGCUGCAGCCAGACACUCAGUACAAGUUCCGGGUGGCAGCUGUGACCAGUCGAGGUAUGGGGAACUGGAGUGAGGUUAAAUCCAUUACUCCUUUGAAAGCUUUGCCGCCUCCGUCUGUAAUCACUGACAGCAUCACCGUAGCGUCCAUGAGCCUUUCAUUUAGCCUCAAUUCCCAGUAUGAAGUGAAGCAGUACAUCGUAAUCUUGUCCUGGCAGUUUGACACUCACAUGAGGGAGAGCAAGAACUACACAGUCAAGGAGAAGAUCCUCAGAGUUACGAACCUGACUGCAGGGACAAUGUAUGAGGUGGCUGUGUGGGCUCACACCAAUGUCGGUGACAGCCCCACCGCCUUGUCUCAUCACCAGACUGCUGGUGUCCAGCCAGAUAAGCCUCUCCUCAAAGUCUGGGCCCUCAACCACAUUUCUGUUGGCUGCAGCUGGACCCUCACCAGUGGCUCAUCCUCACAGGUGUUUGGUGUGUUUUAUGCUACGUCCUUCCUCGAUUUAUACCACAGUCCUAGUCUGGUCCACACCGCUUCCACUAACCUGACAAUCACUGUGGACAGUGAUGAGCAGUAUUUAUUUUUGGUGCGGACUAUCUCUCCCUUCCUGGGUCCGCCAUCAGAGCACGUUGUGGUCAAAAUGAUUCCCAGUGAAAGGUUGCCACCACGGAAUCUCCACCGUGUGCUAGUAGACAAGACCGUGGCCACACUGAAGUGGCAACCACCUUAUGAUACACCAAAAGUGCCACUGACUUAUGCGAUUCAUUUGCGGGAUAUGGUCCGCAAGGUGGAGAGGGACUACAAGGUAACCACGCAGAACAACACAGUGGAGUACCAGCUGAAAGGCCUGGAGCCCGGAGGACACUACAGCAUCUCCGUCCGCCUGCGUAACAUGAGCAAGGAAGUCAGCUUCACUCUGAGCACAGUUCCUCUUCCAGCUCCUGAAGCCUUGAAGAUUUUGAAUGAGAAAGAUCACAUAUACCUGUUCUGGAAGAGUCUGGCUGUCCAAGAGAAGUAUUUUAAUGAAAGCAGGGGGUAUGAGGUGCAUGUGUACGACGGUGUGACCAACAAGACCACCUUCCUUGGAAACACAACAGAGACCUACUUCCGCAUCAGUAGCCUGCAGAAAGGACACAACUAUACGUUCUCAGUUCAGGCCUGCUGCUUGCUCAACGAUCAAUUAUGUGGCGAGCCUGCACUGCUGCUGUACAACCAGUUUAGAGCAGGAGCAAGUGAGGCCUCCCCGAGUGAAAGCCAUUCGGAGGAUAUGGCGGCAGUCGUAGUCCCAGUCCUUUUCCUGCUGCUGCUGGGAGUUUGUGGCGGCUUGGUGGCGCUCUACUUCAGACACCGCCGACUUCAGAACAAUUUUACAGCCUUUGCAAACUCGCACUACAACUCGCGCCUGGGCUCUGCCAUUUUCUCCUCUGGGGACGAACUAGUGGAUGAUGAUGAUGAAGAUGCUCCCAUGAUCAGCGGCUUCUCAGAUGAUGUUCCAAUGGUGGUGGCGUAGCGAGACGUCACCCCUGCGCCCUGUUGACAGGAAGCCAACCAGUUCGCAAGACAUAUGAAGAAACGUGUAAAGAGAGAUAGAUAUUUUUCAAAUAUACAAUGCACUUUUUCGGAUGCGCAAUAACUUAUUUUUUAUAUGGAAAUAAAAGAAUAUAUGUAUAGGGAGUGGAAAAAGAUGGGGUAGAUAUUGAGGCGUACUGUGAAGAAUUGAGUGUUGUUGAGCAUGUUGCAGAACGCCACACUCCAUUUUGCUUCAAACCAAAAUAAGCAUCCAGACACAAAAAGUACACAAAUGCAAAUGUUUGGCAUCAAGAAAAAAAACCAACGCAUUUUCUUACAAGUCACAUCUAAUUUUAUCCGGCCUAUAAUCAGCAACAGUCUUCUGCAUUCGUCUCCUGGUACGGCUGCUAAUCCAUUUUAUAAGGUCCAUUGUUUAUUACAAUACAUUUUUGCAAUUUUGUUGUGGAAGCGGAAUGUUGAUUUGCCAUCAAUGUAGUGGAGGUGUUGUUUGAAGUUCUCAGGGAAUUGCGGGUACCAGCACAACUAUUGUCAUUCUCAUGGGUUUAGACCAGUGGUUCUCAAACUUUUUUCACCAAGUACCCCCUCAGAAAAAAGUUGGCUCUCCAAGUACUACCACAAUGACCACCAUUAAAAUACGGCAGUGUAGUAGGCCUAAGUAUUCAUUAAAACAAGGCAGAGUUCUUUUUUAUCAAGUAUCUUUAAUAUGUUUGGCCACUGUAACAUUACUUGAACAGUAACACUGUGUUUGAAUAUAGGAAAAUAAAACACUGUACUUUAAUCAAGUAAUUAUUUGGCGUACUACUAGAUGGAGCCCGCGUACCACUAGUGGUACAUGUACAGCAGUUUGAGAAUCAGUGGUUUAGACCACACUGUCCACCUCCUCUCGGCAUGGUACGCCACUUUAAAGGGGUACUGAACCAGUGGAUGGGCUGACAUAAGCGAUAAGCGCGAGACAUACUGUAGAUUAUAGCUGCUGUCAGGAGUCGGGUUCAGAAUUUAAAUGGAGCUUUUACUCAGCAACCCCCCCAAAUGUGUCUACUGGUACUCAAUCAUGCAACGUUUCUACAUUUCAUUUGAUCUCCCCAGGCAAUACAUUAGAUUCAUAGUGGCCAUACAUUAUUAUGCGUAGAAAACAUGUACACAUUUUAUGCCUCAGCACUUUGAGAUUUGCUGUACCAAUGGAAAGUGCAAUACAAAAAAAAAAAGAUUAGACUUUAAUUCAAAGGACAGUUAACACUUUAAAUUUUUGUAACCUGAUUGACAUUUAUAGCACAUAUAAAUAUGCAUUAUCUUAAACAAUUGGAGGACAGAUGGGGUACAUUGUGGUUGUCUACUGUAUGACCAUGCGUUUCAUGCAUCAUUCUCAUACUUGAAUGAUGCAUGCGAUUUAUUUUUCUCACUCCGCACAAACCGAUACAAACCCUCAAGUCCACACACCGUAAUCGAACAGGGUUGGGCCGUACUGCAAAUUUUGAUAUUGAUCUAGAACCAAGUAAAUGCACGACCAGUAUCGCCGAUUAAGCUGCCGAUACUGAAUUUUAAAAUUGUUCAAGGUCAUUGAAUUAUUAGUGAUUUUAUCAUCAAUAUAAUCAAUGCAAAAAAGGACAAAGACUUAAAGCAUUAGGUCUAUCAAAAAUAACUAAUGCAAAGAUUAAUCUAUCAUCAUUAUUAAUUGGAUUUAAAGAUUUAACGCAAUUAACCGAUGAUCAGUGCAGAAUGACUUAAAAUUCCUGAAACAGCAAAGUAGUGAUACUUUAUUUCUCUCUUUCUUGAGUCCUCAUGUCCAUGCAAAAGGAAACCUGAUUAAUAUGGAAUAAAAAAGAAUGAUAUUUAAUCAAAAUUAAUCGUUUGACAGCACCAUUUUUUAUUGGCCAUCUUAUUUUCAAACAAUGUAUCAAACAUAUACAUACACAUCAACACAAUACAAUUGUUUCCUUUUUUUACAUAGAAUUGUUUGAGUGAAUAAAAGCAAUAGCGUAAAAUAAGUAAACAAAAGCAAAAACUACUAUUGGCUCUUAUUCAGCUUUUUGCCCCGUGACUGCAAUAUACAGUUUAACAAUAUCAGCAAUGUAACAAUUUGAACUACACAACACCAAAAUAUUUGUGAAAGUAAACUGAAGAGAACUGUAUAUUUGGAUCACUUUGAAAUAUGCCCCCCAAAAAUAUAUUUUACAUGUUUCUACUACAUAUAUACACUGUAAAACAAUCCUAAGCAUUCGCAUUCCUGAAAUGCUUUCCAUGGAAUUGUGCAGAAAAAUUAUUUUUUAAUGUUUUUUGUUUUCUUUAGUGUUAAUUAUUCAUAAAUGCGAAUUUCCUCCCCACUGUUUAAAACAAAAAAAUUGGUUCAAUGAGGAAUACUUUUACAUGUACAGUGUACAAGCUCAUUGUGGUACGUUCCAUAAAUGUGUCACACAUGUUGGACUCCCGCUCCCCCGACCUGAACGCUUUCGUCACAUAACUGAAAGGAAAUGAGAUGCUUGAGCCAUCGGGUCUUCUGCCUGGUUUUAUUUGUUCGACGUCUUCAUGAAUGUAUUUUAUACUUGUAUUUUCUAAGGUAAUGGCUCAUUAUCGCAUCGGUGACACUGAUAUCCACUUUUUGUGCACAGUGUGUUGGUUGGCACAUCUUGUGUGUGUUGUUGUUGUGUGUCUGUACACAACUUGCCCCUUUGUAGACCCCACUGAACCCAACUGUAUCUACAAACAAAUGUCACGCUCUUUGCGGAACUUUCAUUUCCACACGCUAACUUUUUGUGUUGUCUUUGCCUUAACUUUGUUUCUUCUGGUUUUGUCAUUCGUACUGUAAUUGUUACCACACAAUGCCUUUUUGACAAACACGUAUGAUAGAACACAAAGCGGCAUGCAUGCAUACAGUACAAACACUUACUUGGGCAUCUGCUGAGUUUGGUCGAAUCACUGCUCCUUUCUGUCGCCCUCAGGGCAUUUUUUAAGCUUGUGUACAAAGUGUAAUUAUUCUUUAUUUGGCCAUCUGUGCCCCACUUGUUUCUAUGUCAAAGGGUUUGCUUUAAUAAAAUGAUGUUCGGCACGGAUUCUUGGCCCAUAUUGAUGUUUUGUUUGCUUGUCUCAGAAGUCGCAAGAAGAAGAAAAAACGUUUAACAAGUGUGAGGUGUUUUAAAAAUCACUUAUGCUGAAAUAAAGUUGAUUUAAA